Molecule: messenger RNA, 810 nt
Organism: Drosophila persimilis
Lineage: Eukaryota; Metazoa; Arthropoda; Insecta; Diptera; Drosophilidae
Gene: ETH
Exons: 2
Coding region: 16-636 (206 amino acids)
Source: RefSeq, a predicted model, not a curated record
UGGAGUGUCAUCAGCAUGAGAUCCUUAACUGUCCUAGGAGUUAUCCUCCUGCUGGUGCUCGUGGCCACCAGCCAGGCAGAUGACAGCCCAGGAUUCUUUCUGAAGAUCACCAAGAAUGUCCCCCGCCUGGGUAAGCGAAGCGAAAGCUUUGGAAUGAAGAACCUGAAGACCAUUCCGCGCAUAGGACGAAGCGAACAGCAGACCGCUGUGACACCUCUGCUGACCUGGCUCUGGGAUGUGGACGUGUCGCAGCCCAGCAAGCGGCGCCUGGCCACAGGUGAGGCAGCUGGCCAGGAGCGAGAACUUACCGUGGUUCAGCCGGUAAAUGCCAAUACCCUGAUGGAGCUCCUCGACAACAACGCCAUUCCCAGCGAGCACGUGAAGUUUGUGCAUUGGAAGGACUUUGAUCGCGCCCUCCAAUCGGACACAGAUCUGUACGCCAAGGUCAUUCAACUGGGCCGCCGCCCUGACCAUCGUCUGAAGGAGGAUCUCAACUUCAACAGCUACGUGCCCAUCUUUGACGGCAACGGCGACCAGAACGCCCCCUUCAUGAUGUACAACAACAACGAGGACCGGGAUCUGUAUGGCGGAGGCAAUCGCUACGAUCGCAACUUCUUAAAGUACAAUCAUUUGUGAGGAAGAAGUGACAUAUGAUUCAACAGUGAGAGCUCUCUAUAGGCAUCUCUGGAACUUUAGGUGUCCGUGGGUGAAAUCUUUCACUGCUUAUACCAUAUGCGUGUGUGUUUGUGCAUUGCUAAUUUAUUUUUAUGUGCGCAAAUCUUGAAAUAAAGUCGAGAAUACCAAAGACCA